AUGAGCCUUUGCAACAACAUCGUGGAUCUCAUUGAGAACAAAAAGGAGGUCAUAAAGAAGGAAAAGAAGCAGAGGGCUCUGAGCUGCCGCUAUGGGAAGAGUGGCGUUGGGGGAAGCAUCGUGGGAGGAAGCGGCAUCAGGGGAAGCAGCGUGAGGGAGAAGGCCGCCCGAGGGGGCAGCGUGCAGAAUCACCCCGAUGCCCAAGUCACGCGUAACACGCUCGUAAAAAGCUUCCUCUCCGCACACAAACAGAUCAAGGAGAUACAGACACUCAAGGAUGUGUCCCUGCAAAUGGCAACGUACAUCUUCAAUGUUGAGAUGGAAAAAAUAGAGAUGAUAAAAAAGUGCGACCGAUGGAAAACCGUGCCAUAUGUAUAUCAAAAGACAGCGGACGAUCUUAUAGUCAGAAAAAGGGAGUACCUAAAAAAGUUACAAAAAUGGCAUGGGAAAAAUGGGAAGCAAGGGACACAGAGGGAGAGUUGCUCUCCUACAGCUGCCAUUAAAAACUGCAGGUCCAGAUCAGUCCAUCAUGAUAAGGUGAAGAUGAAGAACUCAGUCCGCUUCAACGAUCUUAUCCGUUCGUGCUCGCAGAGACAGGUGGGUAGCCGUGAAUUCGUGACAAAUUUUAAAGGCAAAACUGGAGGGUUGGCCGAGGAACAGGGCUGGACGCACCAGCGGAGGAGGAGCAGGAGCAGCAUCACGACGAAGCUGAACGGGGAGAACGCAACACAGAGUGAACUGAGCGGCGUAGUUAGCAGUGUUGGCGUUAGCAAGGCAGCCCAGUCAAGUGAAGAGACCAGUGCCAGGGGACGCAUCGUGAAUUACCUAGGCUGCUUCUACGAUGGCGCGCCUGCCGUUCGUGAUCCCCCUGAGAAUGACCCCCCCGAAGGUGACGGUUCCUCCGGGGCGAACUGCCUGUACUAUUACGAGCACGGGGAAGCAGGUGAAGCGGGGGAAGUGAGUGAAGCCAACAACGUUAAGCGUGACGAAGUGAAACCGACGUCCUACUCCACCCAGCAGAAUAAUCCGCUUCAGAGAAAGAAGUCAAAAAAAGCAAAAGGGACAGAUGAAGGGUAUCCAACGGAAGAAGGACUCCUGGAAAAGAAGAAAAAAGCGAACCAAUAUGGUUGCCUCUCCACACCCUACAGUCACAAUGGAGGAAGUAACACCAAAUCUUCCAGGACAAGUAACUUCCUCAGCAUAGGUAACCUCAUGCCACAAGUGUGGAGCAACAGGAGAGUGAUAAAACACGAAUGCUUCAAUUUAAAGAGACAGGUAUCCUGUGUGAAUUUGAAGAAGGCCAUUCCUAACUUCGAGCGACACACUGUCUCGUCAUUCAUCAAGAAUCUAAGUGCGCAGAGGUGUAUUCAUCAGGAGAGGUCCAGAGAGAGGGUCAGCAAAAGGGAGGGCACGACGCUCCACAGUGGGAAGAAGUCUCUACUGGGUUCGAAGCGAGAUAUUGAUGGUACAAAGAGGACGCUUUCCAAUGCGAAGCGAACUAUGUCCGAGGGAAACGCUCUGACCAGAUCGUCCAAAAGGGGACUGUUGGACAAACUGGAAAAAUUAAACAUCCUAAACGAGCUGAGGAAGAUGAAUAAGCUGAGUGAAUCGUGCCAAGGGAAUGUACCACGAGGAUGUCUACACGGAGGAGAACUCCACGGGGAAGACCAUCUCAGUGACCGCCUUCCCAGUGACCGCCUUCCCAGUGAUCACCUGCCCAGUGAGCGGCUCCACGGUGACGACGCCGCAUUCGAGGAACUCUGGGACGUCGUCAUGGACGAGAAAAUCUCCAUCUCGAAAAAGAGGGACUCAUCCAUCAAGAAAAAAUUUGGUCACUAUCAUAUUGAGCCCCUUAAUGAGAACUACUCCUGGGUGAAGAAUCUGAGAAAUUACAGCAAUUCGAUGAACAGAAUGAGGGAGAUCUCUUGGAAGGACAGCCUCAGGGGAGGUAGCCACAAGGUGGGAGGCUGUCACAAGGGGGGAGGCGGCCACAAGGGGGGCGGUUCGAGGAUAUCCUUCUCCAAACCCAUCAGCAGAUUAAACAGUAAAGCGGUCCCGAAGAAGAACAGGACAUCCGUCCGAAAGAGCGCCUCACGUGGGGAAAGAACCACUCACCUGAGAAGCAACAGUCAGAUGGAUAGGAUUAAUCAGUUGAGUAGCGUCGCCCCGUUGGUUAGACACCCGUCCCCAGCGCUCUCCGAGGACGACCAAACUAACGGAAGCGCUAGUAGCGACGAGGAUGAUUACGACCACCACGUGCACGUCAAAAGAGGCCUCUGCUGCACGGACUACCCGCCCCUCAAAGAAGGGACGAAGGAAGAGAGGAACCCUAACCCCCUGGAACACCGUAACACAAACAAGGAUCCCUCCCUAACGAAAGACACAACAAAUCGGUGCGAACCAGGGAAACACUUCCUACAAGCGGAAGAUAAAUCCCCAUUGGAAAAAAUGCCUAAACGGAAAAGUUACACACAGAUGAAUGAAAAAGUUAUGAACAAAUCAGAUAAAAAAGAACAAAUUUGGCAAACUUGUCAAACCUGGCAAACUUCGAAAACUUCGCAAACGAAAGAAUCUCCUCCUGCACGAGUCUACGAAAUCCUCAUUAACGUCCCAAAGAGAGACAAUGCUGUAGGGUACAUGGAGUCCCAGUUUUAUUGUGAAGAGGAACCGGUUGCCAAUUCGUGUGUCUCCCAGAGUUACAAAAGAGAGGAUGGCUCUGCCGCCCAUCAAAAUCACCUGACUUGUGCAGGUGAAAAGUGCAACGUUGUACAGAACGAAUGCAUCAAUUUGAAGCUGAAAAGGAGACACGUGUAUAGGAACAGCGGCGAAAAGGGCAGCGGCUACUGGAGCGAUAAGGGUAGCGACAAUGAUAAUCACAACGAAAAGGAUAACCUUAAUCAGAGCGAUAAUCAAAACGAUAAUCAGAACCAUAAUCAGAACGAUCAUCAGGACUACCUCUCCAACUGGAAGCAAUACGUGAGGGACAACAUACAGAGAGUGAGCGACUUUGCCAAGGAGAACAACUGCGCGGGGGUAUCUGAGCCCAGCUGCUUUGUUGCAAAGGAGCCAAGGAACCCGUCUGGUGGAUUCAAAGCUCCCGAUAUAAGCAACGUCAAUAUUGGAAUGUCCGAAGACUUUAACGCCAAGGCCAUUGUAGACACCGUCAGGAGUAAGAUCAUUUUCGCAGAUGGGGAGGACCAUCACAGGGAUUCUUCCCUUCUGAAGAAACCUUCCCAGGAGGGGGGGAGAGUCCUCUCCUGCGAUAGAAGUCGCAGCAUCUGUGAUAAAUUUAUGUUCAGUAGGGAGGCUUCCCCGUUAGAAGGGGCAAUGCUAAACGGGGACAACCCCACCCCAGUCAAGGGGAACACAACAGACGACGCACACACCAGAGAGAAUGCAUUCGGGAAGAUCUCCAGUGUAGCACUCUGCCCCCAGAAAGUGGACACACUAAAGAGUGACAGUCAGCACAGCGUCGAAAGUGCAUCCCUCAACACAGAUCCAGUCGGGGAGGUACUAGAUGCCUACUUAGGGGUGAUGAAGGCAAAUGAAUUUAUUCGCCAAUCCAUCUUAAAGAAAGAUGAAAGCAAAGGUGCAGCUACCCUUGUGGAGAAGGGCCAAACAGUGCCUUACUCAGAUGUGAAAUCACCCCCGAUUGAUAGUCCAGAAGACAAAGUAGACGUUUCCCAUCAAGCCGAUUACAACGAAAUGAAUAGGAGACCCACCACAUAUAGCUUCCCAGUCGCCACGAACGAUACAGAAGAGGUGAAGAAACCGGGAAAGGAUAAAAACGACAUGGUGAUGAUGAUGCCAUCUUUGGUGGAAUCCAAUCAGGACAAUUACGUAAUGAUCAAAAAUGUGAUACCUAUCCCAAAACUGAAGUUAGACAAGAUCCAACAGAGCAAAAAUUUCAACUCCUACGAAAUAGGCUAUGUGAAGGAAUCACAGGGUGGGUUCGCAGUUUCCCAUCGUGAGGGUAACCCUUCCGAUGUAGAUCCAAGAGGGAAAGCGAACAUGCCGAAUGUGACAUGCUUCAAUAGGAACCUGUUUGGAGUGACCAAUCCGACGUGCUUCCCCAUCAUCACCUGCAACAACAUUGCAAUUAAGGGUUCGAUGGACCCCUUCCUUAGCAAAAUGAAUUGCUUGGGUGGCACUGAUCCGAAUGAAUCCCCAAAGCAAGACAAUGAAGUGGGUGCAGAUAAAGACCUACUUCAUCUGGAGAGUAAGUACGCACGAACCCCUGGCGGAGUGCCUCCAAUAGGUCCGAAGAAACAGGUUCAUCUGCCUGACGAGCCAUCACAGCAGAACAGCAGAAUGCCUAGCAGGUCCACUACCAUUCACUGUGAUGAGAACAACUCGAAUGGAGAAAAUGGGUUCACUAGACUAAGGACGAAUAUUACCGAUACAACGAACUUCCCUUCCAACAAGACCAAUUUUAUGAUGGGCGAUCUUCCCCUAAACUCGAGGAAACCACCUGAUGAGUGGGACCAUCUCCCUCACAAAGAAGUUAAAAAAGAAGAGGGUGGUGCUCCUGACCAGAGUGAGAACAUAUCCCUUCAGCGUGCCUCUUCCGCGACCUCAAGAGUGUCUGCUUCUACGCUGCCUAUAAAUAAGGGGUUCACUAAGGAGUACCAAGACUUCCGACGUGACAGCAGCAUCCCCCCUGGUGCUGUCUCGAAGCCGAACUUGAAUUGCAUGCAGCGAGGACAGUCCCUAGCUGAUCUUCUCUGCGGUGACGUCUCGCUAGGGCUACCCUCCGGCAGGUGUGUAAGCGGGUGUGUAGACGUGUGCGGAUAUGCGGCCCCUGGGGGGCCAGCGAAAGGGUUCCCCGGAGGAGGGGUCACGAGGGAGGUACUCUCUACCCAGGAACCUCUCAAUGACCCCCUCAACAGGGAAGCAAACAAGAGGGGAGCAAACAAUAAGCAAGAAAAAAAGGAACCACUCACCAAUGAAUCACCCCUCCACAAGGAAAUCCCGAAGAACGAAGCACCCCCCGAUGAACCCCUCACCAAUGAAGCACAGAAGAAGGAAUCACCCCUCAACAAGGAGCCACCCGCCAGAAAGUCCUACACCAGCAUGAUUCUGGGCUUUUUUGGAAUAAAAACAGCAAACGAAAAGAGCAAAGAAGAUCGAGGUGGAGAAAACAAGAUGGAAGGAUCGAACAAAAAGAUAGCGACAUGCUCCAAAAAGGUCUCAAACAAUGUGAUAAGUAGUCAGGUGCCCAUUUUCUUCAGGAAGAGUUACCAAAACACACGUGCAAGCGAUUGCUACGUGAAGAACCUUCAAUGUGGAAGCGUCUCCCUGGGAAGAUCCAACGGCUGUGUCUUUCCCUCCAUGACCGGCUUUGUGAAGAAUGAACAGAGAAAGACUACCACCAUAGGUAGCGCACCGAAGGAAGCAAACGGACCAAAUCAAGCAAACGCCCCAAAUCAAGCAAAUGCACCAAAUCAAUCAAAUGCACCAAAUCAAACAAACGGACCAAAUCAAGCAAACGGUCCAAAUCAAACAAACGCACUUCUUACAGAUGGGUCCUGUUUGGACAUGUCUCUCAUCAGUAGAAGGAGCUUCUCCACCCACUGCCCUAACAUGGACGUCCUGGAAAACGGGGGAAGCAUGUGCAAUAUUGGGUUCAUUCCGAGGGGUGCUAAACAGGUGAAUGGAUAUUACCUCACGCGCAAUGGAGUCAUGUGCAGUAGGGUCGCGGAUCUGCACGUGAAGCCCAUGAGAUACGGGAGCCAUUUGAGGGGCGGACCAAACUGGCAAAAUGGGCGAGACGGACCAAACAGGCCAAAUGAACCAAACGGGCAAAAUGGACGAAAUGAACGAAGCGAACGAGACAGCUUCGACCGUGGUAGUGGAGGAGGAAGACGAGAUGGAAGAGAUGGGCGUGAUGGACCACUCCCCCCGAAGUUCGACACCAGCGGAGACGCACCGGGGGGAAGCGCUGCGAAAGGAUGCAUAGAGGUGCACGUCGCAAAGAGGAAUCUUCCACUCGUAAUGGGAAACUCUCUGGCGCCGCUUCCAAGUAGGAGGGACGAAGUGGCCAAUCCAGGGAAGAAGGACCUUCCCCCGCAAGUGGCUAGCUACGUGACUGGCCAAGCUAACAGAUUUGUGAGCGAGAUGGAAGAUGAAGAUGUGGUGCUACGAAGGAUUGCCUCGCGAUGUAGCAGUCGGAGUGCCCCUAAAUGGGGAGUUCCCUACGCUAGAGGCAAUGCCAGCGGUGGAGACGAUCUCAUCCGUGGAGGCGAUCUCAUCGGUAGAGCCAAUCUCAACAACAGUAAGAUCACACCAAGUGCCUCCAUCCAAAGGUACCAGAGCGAAAAGUAUGAGACCAGGAGAACAAACGGAAGUCACUCCGAUAAAUAUGCAACGGACAUGUCACAGGGGAAGCCCCUCGAGGUAUCCUCCAAAGUUAAGACUCCAGAAAAUCCUCCUCAUGUGGACAUAACGAACCAGCAACCCUUUCUAGUGAACGGAAUCACUACUCAAACUCAAGGAAGGAUUGGGACACUUCCUCCUAUGAUAACCCAGUUGGAAAAGAAAGAAACACGACUCCCUUUUGUUCCUGCACCCAGUGCGGUGCAAUAUAAUCGGGCCGUUCUCAUAACUCAACCAAGGACAACGACAAAUGAUCUCAUGACCCCAAGUGAGAAGUACGAAAAGAACCUGGGAAACACACACUGGGAUGGGAGACCCUUACCGAUGCGUAACGCACCCGCAGAUCUGAGUGGAACAUCUGAGUAUGUCCGCACGAAUAGGUUUUCAGCUUCGUUCGGAGAAACCAACCAAGAAAUUAAGAAGAAAGGGGGAAGCAUGCUGCAGCCAAGGGAGGUGCUUCCAGGGGGGGCUAAACAGGUGCAGGGGGAGGGAGAGGAAAGUGGAGUAGACGAAGAGGAGGCAGUGGAGGAUGAUGAAGAGGCGGAGGAGGAGGACGAAGAGGAAAGUGGUGUAGACGAAGAGGAAAGUGGUGUAGACGAAGAGGAAAGUGACGUAGACGAAGAGGAAAGUGACGUAGGCGAAGAGGAAAGGGACGUAGACGAAGAGGAAAGUGACGUAGACGAAGAGGAAAGUGACGUAGACGAAGAAGAGGAAGAAGACGAAGUGGAAAGUGGAGUAGACGUGGAGGAUGAAGAAGAAGAGAUUGAAGACGAAGUGGAAAGUGGAGUGGAGGUGGAGGAAGAGGACGAAGAAGAGGACGAAAGUGCCGAAGGGGAAGAGGAGACGGAAGAGGAGCAAAAACAAGUGGACGAAGAGGAAAGUGAAGUCAACGAAGAAGAAAGUGAAGUCAACGAAGAGGAAAGUGAAGUCAACGAAGAAGAAAGUGAAGUCAACGAAGAAGAAAGUGAAGUGGAGGAUGAAGAAGUGGAUGAGGAAGAUGAGGAUGCAGAUUUGGACGAGAAAGUGGAAGAAGAGGAUGAAGAAGUGGAUGAGGAAGAUGAAGAUGCAGAGGGGGACCAGGAAGUGGAACAAGAGGAAGAGGAGGUGGAGGAUGAAGAAAUGGAUGAGGAAGAUGAAGAUGCAGAGGUGGACCAGGAAGUGGAACAAGAGGAAGAGGAGGUGGAGGAUGAAGAAGAGGAGGAGGAAGAAGAGGAGGAGGAAGAAGAUGAGGAGGAAAAAGAUGAGGAUGAAGAGGUGGAUGAGGAAGAAGAGGAGGAGGAAAAAGAGGAGGAGGAAAAAGAGGAGGAGGAAAAAGAUGAGGAGGAAAAAGAUGAGGAUGAAGAGGUGGAUGAGGAAGAAGCGGAGGAGGAAGUGGAGGAAGAAGAGGUGGAGGAAGAGGAAAGUGGAAGUGCAGAGGAGGCUAUUGAAGAAGAAGAAGAAGAAGGAGAGGAAAGUGACGUCGAGGAAGAAGAAGAAGAAGUUGACAGUGCGAAGGAGGCAGAAGAAAACGAGGAAGUUGACAGCGACGAAGCUGACCACGCUGGUGACGCCGACGACGAGGCGGACGCGGAGGAACCCUUCCGUGAGUACCAGAAUGUUCCAAGGCAAAACAAGUCAGGGAAAAACACAUCAGAGCAAAGCGUCUUCCUUCGCAAAGACACCAACUGUGUGGAAGACAACGGGGGAGACGCCAACAACUACCUGCACGGAAGUGCUCACACGAUAAACUCAGAUGCGAUGCGAAGGGAAAGCAACGAAUCGCACACGUUACCGGAGGAGGAAACCUUCACAUUGUCACCAAGUCAUUCCGAUGGUGAAACGGAAGAAGGACGUGUCUUAUGUGCAUAUAUGUCUAGAAAGAAUCUAAACUCUGAAAUAUCUCCACGUGACAACAUGGUACGAAGUGGCGUCAGUGGUUGCACAAGCGAAGAGCAUAGAGGAGCGCACCACACAAAUGCGGGGGAGAGCCACCUCCAUCCCGGUGCAGGUUUCCCUAAAGAACAGAAGAAGGACAACGCAUGUGAUGCCUACGGGUCAUAUAAAUACCUAGACGAAAUUGCCAAACAAAUGGAACUAGAAAAAAAAGGCAACGAAGAGCUGAAGAAGAAGCUGCAGGAGCAGAUACUCAUACAAAGGAGCCUCGUCCGAAUAAAGGAACAGCAGAAGGUGUACCUGGAACUCCUCAAGAAGAACGAGGCUCAAAAUGGAAAAGGGAAGGCCCCAGUCCCGCAGUUCGGGCUUCAGUGA
Molecule: messenger RNA, 8622 nt
Organism: Plasmodium inui San Antonio 1
Lineage: Eukaryota; Apicomplexa; Aconoidasida; Haemosporida; Plasmodiidae
Exons: 1
Coding region: 1-8622 (2873 amino acids)
Biological process (GO): ribosomal large subunit assembly
Cellular component (GO): preribosome, large subunit precursor
Molecular function (GO): rRNA binding
Source: RefSeq, a predicted model, not a curated record